Molecule: messenger RNA, 2292 nt
Organism: Merops nubicus (carmine bee-eater)
Lineage: Eukaryota; Metazoa; Chordata; Aves; Coraciiformes; Meropidae
Gene: RNF123
Product: ring finger protein 123
Exons: 21
Cellular component (GO): cytoplasm
Molecular function (GO): ubiquitin-protein transferase activity
Source: RefSeq, a predicted model, not a curated record
AUUCACUACCUCCGGCUCACCAUUGCAGUCUUGAAGCAUGAGAAAUCCAGGAAAUACCUGCUCAGCAAUGUUCUCUUUGAUGUGCUCCGUUCGGUUGUGUUCUUCUACAUUAAGAGCCCGCUGCGUGUGGAGGAAGCUGGUUUGCAGGAGCUCAUUCCCACCACGUGGUGGCCAAACCGCUUCACCAAGGAGGGCAAGGAGAGUAAGGAGGUGAAGGAUGAGAGUGCUGAGGAGAGACUGAGGCGUCGGGCAUAUGAAAGAGGCUGCCAGCGGCUCAAGAAACGCAUCGAAGUGGUGGAAGGUCUCCAGGUUCAGAUUCUGAAGCUGCUGCUGAACAACAAGGACAGAGGAGGGGGGGAAGCCUCCAGAUACAUCUUCCUAAACAAAUUCCGCAAGUUUCUUCAGGAAAAUGCUAGCAACAGAGGGAACUUGACCGUGUUGUGCCCGCCAGAGUACAUGGUGUGUUUCCUGCACCGGCUGAUCGCUGCCCUGCGUUUCUUCUGGGAUGGCCACAAGGCUGCACUGAGCAGCGAAGAGGCCUAUGUCCCUCCUCAACUCUUCUAUAAUGGGAAGGUGGACUAUUUUGACCUACAGCGACUUGGAGGUCUCCUGUCACAUCUUAAAAAGACUCUGAAAGAUGACCUGGCUGUGAAAGCCAACGUCCUGAUCGACCCUGCAGAGCUGCAGGCCGUGACUAUGGAUGAUCUCGAUGAAGAUGAGGAAUCAGCGACGUCAGCAGCACAGCGUCCCUCUGCUGCCCUGGCCAUUGGCGGAGCUCUUGCCAGACCUGGCUGGCUCAGCUCCCCCACCCUGGGCCGUGCCAACCGGUUCCUCAGCACGGCGGCCGUCAGCCUGAUGAACCCGCGGCGGCCGCUGGGCGCCCUGGAGAAGGUCAAAGUGCGCACGCUGAGCGUGGAGCAGCGGACGGAGGAGGACAUUGAAGGCAGCCAUGGAAAUGAAGGUCUCUUACUGGGCAGACCCCCAGAGGAGCCAGACCAGCCCAUCACAGAGAACUCCCUCCUGGAAGUCCUGGAUGGGAUAGUGAUGAUGUACAACCUCAGUGUCCACCAGCAGCUUGGGAAGAUGGUUGGUGUGUCAGAUGAUGUGAAUGAAUACGCCAUGGCACUGAAAGACACAGAGGAAAAAAUCAGUCGAUGCCCAAAGCGGAGGAGAGACAUUCACGAGGAACUGCUGAAGAGCCAAAAGGUCUUCUCCGAAAAGCUCAAUCACCUCAGCCGACGCCUCGCUUGGAUAAAUGUCACCAUUUAUUCAAAGGAGAAGAUGCAGGACAUAUAUUGGCUGCUGCGGGUGUGCAUCCGCACCAUCGAGCACGGCGACAGGACGGGCUCGCUUUUCGCUUUCAUGCCCGAGUUCUACCUCAGCGUGGCUAUGAACAGCUACAGCGCACUCAAGAACUACUUCAGCCCUGUAAACAGCAUGGAGGAACUUCCAGGCUAUGAAGAGACCUUGAUGCGCCUUGCUGCCAUCCUGGCCAAGCAUUUUGCUGACUCAAGGAUUGUGGGCACAGACAUCCGGGACUCCCUGAUGCAGGCGCUGGCCAGCUACGUCUGCUACCCCCACUCGCUGCGUGCUGUCGAGAGGAUCCCAGAAGAGCAGCGGAUCUCCAUGAUGAAGAACCUCCUGGCUCCCUAUGAGCAGCGGCCCUGGGCACAGACCAACUGGAUCCUCGUCAGGCUGUGGCGGGGCUGUGGCUUUGGGUACAGAUACACACGGCUCCCACACCUGCUGAAAACCAAGCCUGAGGAUGCCAGCCUUCCGAGCCUGCAGAAGCCGUGUCCCUCCACCCUGCUGCAGCAGCACAUGGCAGACCUGCUCCGCGGCGACCGUGACCUGGCCCCCAGCUUCCUCAACAGCGUCCUUAACCAGCUGAACUGGGCUUUCUCCGAGUUCAUCGGCAUGAUUCAGGAGAUCCAGCAGGCAGCAGAGCGCUUGGAGAGGAACUUUGUGGACAGCCGCCAGCUGAAAGUGUGCGCCACUUGCUUCGACCUGUCGGUGAGCUUGCUCAGGGUGCUGGAAAUGACCGUCACACUGGCUCCGGAGAUCUUUCUCGACUGGAAUCGCCCAUCAUCGGAGCUGCUCCUUCGGAGGCUUGCCCAGGUAUUGGCCUUUAGCAGGGUGGCAAGAAGAGUGUGUGCUGAAAAAAGGAACUUGUUUGACAGAGUGGUCAACCUCCGUCUGCCAGGGCUGGAGAGCGUAGACCAUUACCCAAUCCUUGUGGCUGUGACAGGGAUACUGGUCCGGCUGCUUGUGGACACUGACAUUCAGGGGUGA